AGCUCUGCAGUGGAAUACGCGGUUAUUCGAGGAAAGCUUGGAGCGACGUUGCGUUUUUAGGACUCUGAAGGCAUUAGGAGAUUUUUCAAAAAUGUCAAGUGGCGUUUGAUGCUCGGAGCGCAGCGGAAAUCUGAUAUCCAUGCGUAACUCCUGGGCUCUUCUCACUUCACAAAACGCCUCACUCAAAUCUCCUGACAGCCCAAGGAAAAAAAAGAGAGUAGCAUCUGUUUAUCUGCAUACUUCUAUGUUCAAGAAACAAGAGGAGAAAACAGAGACUGACAGAGGACAAAUGAGAUCUCAGAGGAUGUGGAAUUAGAGGGAACAAAUUGAUACCGGAGGACCGAAGGGAAAGUGAACCACAAAUCCACCGACGUGGAGCCACCUCACCUGUAUCUCCGGAUUAAAGAGCAGGGUCAUGUCCCAGUUGCCAUGCGCAUUGCCACGCUGACCUGCCUUCCCGGCCCUUCCCCCUUCCUCUUUCUAUUGGUCCAUCUGCUCCUGCGGCUCCUUCUCGUCCUCCACGGGCCGCCGCUAGCGGGAGCCGCCUCCACCUGCCCGUCCCUCUGCACGUGCUCCAACCAGGCCAGCCGGGUCAUCUGCACCAGGCAGAACCUGGAGCAGGUGCCCGAAAGCAUAUCGGUCAACACUCGAUACCUCAACCUGCAGGAGAACUCGAUACAGGUCAUCAAAUCCGACACCUUCAAACAGCUGAGGCACCUUGAAAUCCUCCAGCUUUCCAAGAACCAGAUACGGCAGAUUGAAAUCGGGGCAUUCAAUGGCCUCCCUAACCUCAACACUCUGGAGCUCUUUGACAACCGCCUCACGUUGGUGCCAACACAGGCCUUUGAUUACCUCAGCAAGCUGCGGGAGCUGUGGCUGCGCAACAACCCCAUUGAGACCCUCCCGAGCUAUGCCUUCAACCGCGUGCCCUCCCUUCGUCGCUUGGACCUGGGAGAGCUCAAGAAGUUGGAAUACAUCUCUGAUGCGGCCUUCGUGGGCCUCGUCAAUCUACGGUACCUGAAUCUGGGCAUGUGUGGGCUCAAAGACAUUCCCAAGCUGACGCCUCUGGUGCGUUUGGAAGAGCUGGAGUUGUCGGGGAACCGUCUGGAUAUCAUUCGUCCGGGAUCCUUCCAGGGACUGGUGUCUCUUCGGAAGCUGUGGCUUAUGCACUCACAGGUUUCCGCCAUUGAGCGCAACGCCUUUGACGACCUGAAAAACCUGGAAGAGCUUAAUCUGUCCCAUAACUCACUGCGCUCCCUGCCUCAUGAUCUUUUCACACCCCUUCACCAGCUGGAGAGGGUACACCUCAAUCAUAAUCCCUGGGCCUGCAACUGUGAUGUACUUUGGCUUAGUUGGUGGUUGAAGGAGACGGUGCCCAGCAACACCACCUGCUGUGCCCGAUGCCAUGCUCCUCCACUACUUAAGGGCAAGUACAUUGGGGAACUUGACCAGAGCCACUUCACCUGCUUUGCUCCUGUCAUUGUAGAGCCUCCUACUGACCUCAAUGUCACCGAAGGGAUGGCUGCUGAGCUGAAGUGUCGUACAAGUACCUCUACAACGUCAGUUAACUGGAUUACGCCCAAUGGCACGCUGAUGACCCAUGGGUCUUACCGGGUGCGGAUAUCUGUUCUUCAUGACGGCACACUGAACUUCACAAACGUCACCCUGAGGGAUACGGGCCAGUACACCUGCAUGGUCACCAACGCUGCUGGAAACACCACAGCUACCGCCGUUCUCAAUGUAUCUGCUGCUGACGCUAGUGUCAACUACACCUAUUUCACCACCGUUACUGUGGAAACGGAUAACGGAGGAGAUAAAGAUUAUGCACAGAUAUCCAUUGACGAGGCCAGCAUUCCCAUUCCUUCUGACCUGUUGCCAGAAGUGGUUCCUACCACUGCCUCCUCUCUGGCUGGUGGCUGGUCGUCCUCCUCUCCCCGGACAACUCAACCCACGUUCACUGUGCCAUUCACAGAGCCGGGAUUCUCUGGCCUGGACGAUGUGAUGAAGACCACCAAGAUCAUCAUUGGCUGCUUCGUAGCCAUCACCUUCAUGGCAGCAGUGAUGCUGGUGGUGUUCUACAAGCUGAGGAAGCAGCAUCAGCUUCACAAACACCACGGCCCAGCUCGCGCCAUUGAGAUUAUCAACGUGGAGGACGAGCUGGGGCCCGGGGCAAGUGGCCGGGGCAGCGGUAUCUCCGGAGGAUCUACUGUGACACAAAGCGCGGGCGGUGGAAUAGGCGGGAGCCAGAGUCUUCGGUUGCACCACCCGGAGAUUGUGAACCUACCCAACCUGGCACGAUCGGAUCACCUCAACCACUACUACAAAACACAUCACUUCAACAGUAACAUGAUGGGCCUGGGAAUGGGCACGGGGCCAGGAGUGGGCCUCAACAACAACAACAACCCCUCGCCGUGCUCUCAGUCGCAGAGCAUAUCCUGCUCCCAGGUCCCUUCCAGCACCGGUGGGGGGACGACCACUGGUGGCACCCUGCCCUCCACCCUGCCUCAGCUGGGGCUACAUAGCUCUCUGAAAGGCCUGAUGGGAAAAGGCCAGAACGAGCCGCUGCUUUUUAAGAGUGGCUCAAAGGAAAAUGUGCAAGAGACUCAAAUCUAAAAGGAUUUGAGGUAAGACAGAGUAGAUGUUAAAGAGAGACCAUUUGAGAGUGAUUGUAGCCCAACGUCCUUAUGGACAAUCCUUAGACAGGCUCUACAUAACCUUUAUUUUGUGGUGGCCCUUUGUUAACAGAUAGUAAGACAAAAGGAGACAGUAGACCAGUCCCACAAACAGCAUUUGCACAGUCCCAAAUGUCAGAAUUACUCAUUGCGUGCAGCGUGAUACGGUCUUUGCCAAAGCUCGAGAUCAAGCCUUUUCUCUCGGCGGACAGAUGUGAACAAUGCGGCGAGCCCUUCAAGGAUGUAUACAGAUUGCUUCGUACAUUUCCAGAUGCAUUCAGUGUAUAUAUUUGGAGGGAGACGUGAUAUUGGCCAUUGAACACGUUGUCAGAUUAGUGUUUGGCAAAGCCAGGGAAUAAAAAACAAUGAUUUGUGCGGUUCCAGGUUUUCAGAGGAAGCGAAAUAAGAGCAGAGCAGCAAGGUCGCUUGGAAUAUUGGAGGAACAAAAAGCGGUUUUGCUCUUCACUUUAUCACUUCUUUCCAAUUUUACACCUUACUGGUUACUGUCUGCUUUGGGAGAGAGGAAAUAUCAUGAAGGAAUACAGGACGAGAAAAACUGAAGAUACAUAUUAUAUAUACGGUAAAUAUAUUUUCAUUCAAAUAAAUAAUGAAAAAUCUUUAUCAAGCAAAUGAGUGACCACGACGACGACUGAAGAAUAUAUAUAUUUAAAAAAAUAAUUUUUAAAAACAUGCCCUCUCAUUUUAGUGGAACAACUGCUGGUUGCUACUUUUCCAAACUGCUCUUCCUCUGGAUAAACGAGAAACAGCGGAGUUACAAUGCAAACCUGGCAAAAACAAACACAAAAUUACUAUUAUUUUGGUGUUGACUCUUUUUUUGUAGUCGUUUUCCCUAUAGAAACAGGGUCCUUUGAGAAUGGAGACGUUCUGCUCUCUGCUGCAAAACCACAAACACAGCAAAUAUGGCGGCACUAACAAUAAUCCUGAGCGUAAUAAUGACAACAAAUUCAGCUUUAUUUGUCAUAUUUAAAAUGGUGAAACAUUGAAAUAACUUGACAUGCUGGUGACAUUAAUGUUGCUGUCAUUGUUGCUCAUGUGAGCAUUAUUGUUACUGCUGGAGCCCACAGGUGACGGAGAAGAGACGUUUUUGCAUUUGUACAUGACGCUGAUCUCAUUGGGCAGAUUUAAGAGAACUCAUCAGCAAGAAUUGACCCGGCUCAUAAAAUGGCUUCCUCCACCCCGGUUGACCCUGGUUGAGCCCGGUCGACCCCGGUUGACCCCGUCCGACAGGACCGUCAUGCUGUCUGACAUUACGGACGAAGACUGCACCUUUUUGCAGACUGGAUUUGAUGGCAGCAGGGGGCGAAAAUGGAUGGACAUUUUUAUAAAAAGGUAAGAGACUCUGGUCUGCUGGAGGCUGAGUUGCAUUUAGUGCAGAAUUCAAUGGAGGGUGAAUUUUUUUUCUAAAGAAAAAUGACAACUAAAUGAAAAAAAAUAGAAUCUUAUAGAUCUCUUUAAAAAAAAUGAAACAAAAUUAUAAGUGUUUUUCAUUCUUGGUUUUUAUCUAGUUUGAUUUUAUUUUAUUUUUUAAAUCACGUGUUUAUUGUAAUAUUGUUAUUAUUAUUAUUAUUAGCUGAUUACGCUGAAAGAUGUUCUGUUAGCAGAGGUCACUUUGAAAAAUUAAAAAAAACUUGGCACAUAAAAAAAAGGCAGUUGAAGUUUGUGAAAAUUCGGUGGCUGUUUCAUUUUCAUUUCUUUCCUCUGAUCGGCUCUAAUCGCGUUUCUGUAGCGAAUGUGAUGAUUUUUUAUUUCUUCUUUUCUGUUUACAUUUUAUUUCUGCACAGAGGGACAGGAAAAAAGAAAAGGCUCGCCGUGUACAUUUGUGAAUGUCAUCGCUGACCGUUGUGCUGGGAGUGUGAUUCUGCUAUGUCAACGCCUAGUUGCCGUGACAACGCACUAAUGCCCCCCGUUUCACCCACUUGUUUGUGGCGCUGCUCUGAAAGGCGCCGCGUCUCGGGGAGGCGGCCCGUUCUCCUUCAGCGGCAGCAAAUCAACCUCAGCAUUAGAGCCAUGUCCUCAUGCUAAACACCCUCUUCCUCCUUCUCCUCUUCCUCCUCCUCCUCUUCCUCCUCUUCCUCCUCUUCCUCCCCAACCCUCAGCAUCCUGCCAUCAGGUUUCCCUGGCAACUGUUGCUGCUGCGACAGCCCCUUAUCACAGCAUCUUGAUUUGGGUUUUGAAUGCUAAGCAGAUGAGAGCAGACAGUUCAGAACUUCAUGUUUUUUAAAUGCACAGUGAUCACCGUUUCACACCAAUAUAUUUUAGCAAGCUGCUAACUCCCACAUAUUUACUUGCAGACGAAGCUGCAAUACAGCAUUAGCUGCCUUACAGACAGGUGGAAAAACAAAGACAACUUCAGUUUAGACAAAGAAAUCUUCCAAAUAUUUGAUCUUUACUUCUUGUCACUUGAGCAUCACGUUUAUUUUCUUAAAUGCUUAAGGUUACAAUGGCACAAAGCUAGCUGCGCUAACCCUAAAGCACUAAUCAUAAACAACAUGCAGAAGCAUUAGCUUCUGCUUUAGCAUUUAGCAGAAGCUAAUGCUAAAGCACUAAUAAUAAAUAUUAGUUCUGCUAAUGCUACAGCACAGUAGCAGCAGCUAAUGCUAUGACAUUAAUCACUAGCUUAAGCACAAUACCAUCUUAGUAUUUAGAACAAGCUAAUGCUAACGCACUGCUAAACAUUAUUCCCACUGGUUUAAGUGCUUUAUAAAACCAUGAUUUUAGCAGAAGCCAGUGCUAAAAUGCCAGACUCAGCUGUGGUGGUACCAUCUUGUGUCAAUGUCACGUUUUGAACUGUAGUUAUGGCUCCAACAACAGGAUCAAAUCACUUUUUCAUACCUGCCUGUGCAGCUGUUUCAGGAAGUGAUUCUGUGGAAGUCAUGGUUUCAAUUUUAUAGUCGUUGAGAUUUCCUGAACGUAGCAGAACAUUAAUAGAUUUUAAACCAUUUACUGGAGAACUGCAGCGAUGCAUUCUGGGUACAGCAUAAAUAUCCAAGCUUCUUUGUAAGUUUAAUAACCAGAGGUGGGAAGAGAACCCAGAAGCGCUCAGGAGCAGCACCACUUCAACGCAUUUCUACUCAAGUAAAAGUAAAAAACGUAUUUGGUAAACAAUCUGAUUGAUCCAAUUAUCGAUCAUUUCAUAUUUAAAAAUUACAUCGGAAAUAUAAAGUUGUGUGGGAGUUUUGGUGUUUUCAGGACCAAAAUGAAAAUAAACCUUAUAAUAAAUGUAAUAAUAAAAUAGCAAAAUAAGGCAAAAAAAAAAAAAACGUUACGUUUUUGCUAAACGUAAAGUUUAACAAAAAUUCUGGUGAAUUUUUGGUUUAAACAUGUUUGUUUUCAUCCAGUGGGUAGAAAAUCCAGAAAUUUUACUCAAGUGAAAGUAGAAAUAUCUCAUAAUACAAUUAUUCAAGUGAAAGUAAAGUACAGUGUAGUAAAAAAUACUCCUAAAAGUGAAUUUUAUUCAAAACUUAGAAGUAAAUGUACCCAACUCUGAAACUCUGAGUGCAGGUAAGACACUGUCUCCUCCUAAACUCUCCGCAGAACCCCACUCAGAACAUUUUAAUUUGCAUGCUCCAUUGCUAAACAAAUUUAUGCACCUUACACUUGUGAUUAACACUCAUUCUCUGCACAAGCUAUUAGCAUUCCCUUCUCCCAGCACAGGGGAUACAAGCCCCCCCUCAAAGUUAUUUCCAUAUUCAUCUGCCUGUGUGUGCAAAUAACAGAAAUUAUCACGCGGGCACGCUCCCGGGUAGGGAUACGUGUGUAGCUUUCUGUCAGUAUUUGUGCGCAUCACAGGCUAAAAAAGCGGAUUAGGCCGUGGAUUCGUGCCCCGACGGCUGCAGUAGCUGAUGGCGUCUGUAAGCGCUGGGCUGCCCCCUCAGGCGCCUCUGAAGUGGCACAAACCAGAGGCUGGAGACACGCAGUAUCACAUUGCUGCAGUGUCUGAGUCACGGAGCAGCGAACACGCUCCAAACUGUCUAAUGGCAAUGCUGUGUUUGCUGUGCAGGAAGUCCCGCGCGCUCAGCAAAGAAUCGCCAGAAUUGAGGUGUUUGUUGCAGGGCUGAAAACAAACCUGUUGUGUUGCUGUGUGAGGUGCAGGAAUCUGAACAUUUAGAGGUGUUAACGGCACAAAGAUGCUGCGUUUGAGGUUUCAGGUGGCCUUCCGCUGCGCGGGAGGAGGGCGCUGAGACCUCCAUUUUAGAUCCCAGCUCUCACUCUUUGCUUCAGGCUAAUUUUUAUGAUCCUCUCACUGACACUUUAAGUAAGGACAGGAUAUUUUCCCCUGCUUAAGCUGCUCCUCGUGGUCUGCCUCUGCACAGAGUCGGAUAAUCACUACUCACAUUUACUCCCUUACAUUCAGCUGACUAACUUCUGGAAAAAAAAAAACUUUUUACUGGAGUCAUUUUAUUGUGAAGUAUUUCUACUUUUACUUGAGUAAAAUUUCUGGAUUUUCUGGCUUCCUGGCUAAGCUGUUGCCUUCCAAUGCAAUUGUCUUUGAUUCUCAUCUCCGUGCUGCACUGUCUGGGAUUUCUCCCAUUCAAUUUGAUUUCUCUGACAGAAUUUCAACCGGUCAGCAAACACAAGAAGUUUUGAUACCAGUUUUUUGCACUGUUUUAAAAUUUUAGUGUGCCUGUAGUUUUAGCGAUGGCAGUGUAGGAUGUGAAUUUUGGAAUAAACAUUAGCUGUGUUUACAUGGACCAUACAAUUGUGCAAAUUAAAAUUCCGAAAAUAAAUGUGCUAAAUGACAACCCGCCAAUUUGUUUUAGUUUUUCGAGGGCAGAUGUAAUUUGAAUUGAAGUUAGCUCUUUAGCAUUAGCUUUUGCUAAGUAUUAUGGUGUUUUCAGAGGUAUGGAAAGCGGUGUAGCAUUAGCAGAAGUAUAUUUAUAAUUAGAGCUUCAGCAAUAUCAGCAUGAAUGUUUAGUUAUUAAUGCUUUAGUAUUGAGCAGAAUUAAUGUUCAUUAUUAGCGAUUUAGUGGUAGCAAUGCAAAUUUUUAUGAAUAGCAUUCUAGCAUUAGCAGAAUGUUCAUUAUUAGCAUUUUACCACUAGCAGAACUAAUGUUUAUGAUUAUAGCCUUAGCAUUAGUGGAACUGAAGUUUAUAAGUACUGCUUCAGCGCUAGCAUAGUUAAUGUUUAUGGUUAGCACUUUAGCAUUUGCAAAAUUCAUGUUCAGCAUUAGCAGCUUACUUUCAGCAGAACAUGUGCUUAUGGUUAUUGCUUUAGCAUUGGCUGAACUAAUGUUAAUGAUUAGCUUUUUAGUGUUAGCAGAACUGAUGUUUAUGGUUGUUGCUUGGGUGUUAGCAGCUACCUUCUUAGCUAUCAGUGCUAACUACUGGUGUUGAC
Molecule: messenger RNA, 8028 nt
Organism: Poeciliopsis prolifica (blackstripe livebearer)
Lineage: Eukaryota; Metazoa; Chordata; Actinopteri; Cyprinodontiformes; Poeciliidae
Gene: lrrc4ba
Product: leucine rich repeat containing 4Ba
Exons: 4
Coding region: 430-2613 (727 amino acids)
Cellular component (GO): plasma membrane
Molecular function (GO): protein binding
Source: RefSeq, a predicted model, not a curated record